AUGUCACUAAAACCCUCCCCUGGUGGAAUAGGAGACGAGGAUCGCAGGGUGUUCAGACUCAUCAAGAUAUUGGCUAGUGAAGGUCGUCAUGCCCUUCACUUUGUAUUCAAGUGGGGAUGCAAGAAAAAAUCCACAGAGUCAAUAGGAGACUACUUAAAAAAUGAGAAAAAAAUGACCAAUAAGGAUUACAAAAAUAGAUUUGACACUAUGAUGCAGAAAACAAUCAAUAAGGAUCCUUCUGGAGAGUCUUAUGAUGUUAGCCUUAUUUUUGCUUGCAUCAAGUGGGGUUGUGAUCAGCUUGCAGAAGCAAAUGUUAAAUGGCUGGAAGGGCAAGAAAACUUGGAAUCCCUCUGCACAAAAGUUAAAAAUAUGAGGAAUCGACUGUUUCAUGGGGAGGAAGUACCUAAUGAUGCUGUUAUGAAUGAAAAGUGCAAAGACAUUACAGAAGUAUUAAAGAAUGUAGUUAACAAAGCUGGGAGUAAGUAUGGAGUGUCUGAUGAUGAAGUUAAAAGUACUCUCAAGGAAAUAAAUACCCAGGUCUGUCAUAUUAUGACCGCACGCCUAGGAGACAAAGAUAUUAAUGCACUGUUAAAAUUUAGAGAAGAACGGAAGAAAUCCAUUCUUAAAAUUGGAAGAGAGGAGUUGUCAGAGCAAUAUAAAGAUAGAUCAAAGAUUGAUCCAGCAUCCUUUGUGACAGGGAAGGAACGGCUGGAUGUUAAAAAUGUGUUUACUAAGCUUGAAGUCAUAUGUGAGAACAAGCAAGAAACUCAUGAAAUGGGAUACAAGGAGCUGCUUGAGGUGAAGACUGAACUUGAGGAGAAGCCAACAGUCAUAAUAGUGGAAGGUGAUGCAGGAGCUGGCAAAACCACUUUAACAAAACUGAUCCUGUCAGACUGGGCUGCUGAAAAAUCCACCAUUUUUAAAGGUCUUGAAGACUAUGACUUGGUUUUCCGGGCUGAAGGAAAAAAAAGGAUCUCCUCUUACUUAGGGCUAAUUCAGGGCCUCCUGCCAACAGCUUCAUACAAAUUUGAUGAUGCUGACCUAGUUAGGUCUGUACUUCAGCUGAAGGUCUUGCUUGUCAUGGAUGGCUUUGAUGAACUAAAUACAGACUCUGAGAAGCUUAUCAAAGAACUAUUAGACCAACAAAUACCAAGUAGCAAAGGUCACUUGCAACUCCUGAUCACCACAAGGCCCAGCAAGCUCUCUGACCUUUGCAAUGUUCUUGGUGCACACACUAAGAAGAUUCAAACAAAGCUAAAAGGAAUAUCUUUGGAAAACAGAGUGGAAUUUGUAUCAAAAUUACACGAUGAAAUGAUCAAAUGACCUC
This is a messenger RNA of Eriocheir sinensis (Chinese mitten crab), 1327 nucleotides long. RefSeq lists its product as uncharacterized. Bases 1 to 1323 code for a protein of 440 amino acids. The record is from RefSeq and is a predicted model, not a curated record. NCBI's taxonomy places the organism in Eukaryota, Metazoa, Arthropoda, Malacostraca, Decapoda, Varunidae. The transcript has a single exon.